This is a messenger RNA of Miscanthus lutarioriparius, 3006 nucleotides long. The record is from the annotation of a GenBank genome assembly. NCBI's taxonomy places the organism in Eukaryota, Viridiplantae, Streptophyta, Magnoliopsida, Poales, Poaceae.
AUGGUUUGUGUUGGGUCCAAGGAAAUUAGACCCAAGGGGAGCACAAGAAAUGGCUUGGGAGAUGGUGGUUUAGAUGAGAGCUCACACAAGAAGAGGGCAAGGAAGGAUAAGAGCGAGAAACCCCGGAAAGGAGGUCACAGCUCGAGUAAAGGACCUUCUGUAGGGAAACCUCGGCAUGGGAAGGAUAGGAAGCAGAGGAGCGAUGAUGGGAAGAAAGGGAAAGGGCGAGGAAAGGACCAUCAUUCAGGAAGCUCUGUGAUGGUGAAUCCCAGGACCAGGAACCUCAACAAUCAGGACGGGUUACCAUCCUCAAAUACAUCAAAACCAGUACAAAAUGUUCUUAGGAAAAGAGUUGAUCCUGAAACUACAAAGUACUUUAUGGAGAUCUCAAAUCUCUUUGAUAACAAGGAGAUUGAUUUUGAAGAGCGCUCGACUAUAUGCGCUAAUGCCUUAGAAGAAACUAGAGGGAAAGAGCUUGAACUUGCCACCGAUGCUGUUAUAAGCCACACCUUGCAGGUUCUUAUAGAAGGCUGUGAGUUGGAGCAGUUAUGCACAUUCCUCCGCAAUUGUAUCGACUAUUUUCCGGUCAUUUCCAUGGACAAAAAUGGGUCGCAUGUGACCGAAGCAGCUCUCAAGUCACUCACAACACAUCUUGAAGAUGAAACCUCCAGGGCCAUGAUAGAAGGGAUACUGAACAAAAUAUGCAAGGUUAUUUCUGCAGAUGCUGCUAAUGUGAUGUCCAGCUGCUAUGGAUCACAUGUUCUCCGCACUCUACUUUGUCUUUGUAAGGGUGUUCCGUCAGAGUCUCUUCAAGACUUCCACACUACUAAGAGAUCUGCUGUUCUCGCUGAGCGGUUGAGUUGUGGGACAAAUCAACCUAGUGGACAUGUUCCAAAGAAUUUUGAAAAUGGUUUCCCAGGCAUAUUUAGGUCUUUCGUCAGAGAAAUGCUACAUAAUGCAAAAGCAGACAUUGCAACAUUGCGAGUUGACAAGAACAGUAGCCUUGUUUUACAGACUGCACUGAAGCUAUCGUCUGGUGAUGAUAAUGAAUUGCAUCAUAUAAUAUCAAUACUUCUUGGUUAUGAUGAAUAUAACACCGUACAGAAGAGAGAUUGCAGUGAAAAAAAGGAGGAGAUUGUUACUUUACUUGAAGAGAGUGCUUAUAGUCAUCUCUUGGAGGUGAUUGUGGAGGUUGCCCCAGAGGAAUUGCGCAAUGGUGUGCUUGCAGGUAGUCUGAAGGGUGCAUUAUUUGCCAUCUCAUCUCACCACUGUGGCAACUAUGUGGUUCAAGCUUUCAUAUCAUCUGCUAAAACCUCAGAUCAGAUGAAUCAAAUAUGGGAGGAACUUGGUCCAAAAAUGAAGGAAUUGCUUGAACUAGGUAAAACAGGGGUUGUAGCUUCCAUCUUAGCGGCAUGCCAGCGGCUUGAAACUUAUCGCCUUGAGAGUACUCAAGCUCUCGCUGCAGCGUUAAGUUCAGAUUCUGAGUCUCCUGAUAGCAUUGUUGCACGUAUACUUUUUCUUGAGAGCUACCUACAUGAGAGAUCUUAUUGGAAAUGGACUCAUGGUGCAAAGAUGAGCAUUCUGGGUUGCUUGAUGCUGCAAUCUAUUUUCCAAUACCCGCAUCAAUAUAUUCGCCCAUAUAUCGCAAGCUUGCUGGCCAUCGGGGAUGAUCAGAUCCUCCAAAUUUCCAAGGAUUCAGGAGGUAGCCGUGUUCUUGAGUCUUUUCUAGGUUCAAGUGCCACUGCAAAGCGUAAAUUUAAAGUUUUUGGAAAGUUGCAAGGUCAUUAUGGAGAGAUUGCUAUGAAUCCUUCUGGCUCAUUCUUAGUAGAGAAGUGCUUUACUGCCAGUAACUUUUCUCAUAAAGAGGCUAUAGUGGCAGAGCUGUUGGCUGUGCAGUCUGAACUAUCUAAAACAAGACAUGGGUUCCACUUGCUAAAGAAGCUGGAUGUCGAUAGAUAUGCUAGGCGACCUGAGCAGUGGAGAGCUAGUCAAACUUCAAAAGAAACAACUCAAAAGAAGUUUGAGGCGGAAUUUGGCUCAAACAGUAAAUCUACUGGGCAGAAUAUCAAAGAAAAGUUCUCUCAAAGUCCCAUGAAGAAACGUAAGCAGAAAGAGAAGGCUGACAGAAUUACUGAGGAUGCCAGGAGCAACAAAUCAGAUUUCUCUCAGAAAGAAAACAGUAAGAGGCCAAAAUCUGCCAAGGCAUCUUCUGAGAAAGGAUCAAGUGGCAAGAACCCCCCGAGUGAAGGCGCUGGUGCUAGUGCCAGCAUGGUGUUCUUGAAGGGCUCUGUCAAGAGGAAAUCCCCAGGUUUCCUUUCAGAUAAACCGAGCCUCAAGAAACAAAAACAUCACAAACCUGUUUCUGGUAGACCAGAUGGCAAACCUUUUGUUCGAGAUAGUGGUACUAGCGCACCGUUUGUCAAGAAUGCUGGCAAACAGAAACAGUCCAUUGCUGAGCUCGCAGACCUGGCUGAGCGCGGUCCAAGAUGUUUCCUGUCUCCUAGUUCAAAGCUUGUCCAGAUCGACUAUAAAAUAUUGUUAGGUUUUGAGCUCUUCCUCCUUUGUUUCCGCCAGAUGACGAAGAAGAGUUGCUUUGGGAGGGCUGCUUGUGCUCCCCACCAGGACCAGUCCAAGAUCAGGGGAGAAGCAAGCCAAGCAACGAAACAUAGACAGAGCAGCAGUUCAGGCCCAAACGCUCAUCCAAAGAAGACAUGGAAGAAGUACCUGACGUUCCUGUCCAAGUUUCAGAACAAGAUGAAGCACAAGAAACCAGACGCCAGGGCACCCAGCAGCUUCAAGCAGGGGAGCCCUAAGCGGUCCAGCAGCGCAAUGCUGGAAGAGUGCGUCAAUCUGGUCCGCGUGAUCCGGCGCACGGCGGCAGAUUGCUUUGCGUCUGCGGUGGCUGGCGGAGAUGAAGAAGACGAGCUGCCUUGUUACAUGCAGCUUGACCAGGUGAGCUACGGGGUGAAAAGGGAGGCCUACGGUCCUAUCUACCUGGUCACAUAG